Messenger RNA from Phacochoerus africanus (Common warthog), 1257 nucleotides. It is a transcript of the gene EXOSC3, whose product is annotated as exosome component 3. Gene Ontology annotation, cellular component: cytoplasmic exosome (RNase complex); nuclear exosome (RNase complex). Lineage: Eukaryota; Metazoa; Chordata; Mammalia; Artiodactyla; Suidae. The coding region runs from base 185 to 1012 and encodes 275 amino acids. Gene Ontology annotation, biological process: U4 snRNA 3'-end processing; nuclear polyadenylation-dependent rRNA catabolic process; CUT catabolic process. The transcript is spliced from 4 exons. The record is from RefSeq and is a predicted model, not a curated record. Gene Ontology annotation, molecular function: RNA binding.
GCAGGAUUAGCGGCCGGCUAGAGACAAUCAUAGCUACCUUGGGGCAACCUCUGAGAGCACAGAACUGUCAGGCAUCACUGCAGUAGUUUCAAGUCCCACAGGCCUGUGCUGCCGGAAACGGAAAGCUUUGGGUGGCCUGGCGAUUGGACGCGGACCCGGAAGCCGGAAACUGGUUACGCUCGCUAUGGCUGAGCCAGCCGCUCAUGCUGCGGAGUCGUUUGCUGGUUGCAGGGCGCGGGCAGCCCGUACAGUACUAGAUCAGGUGGUGCUCCCGGGUGAGGAGCUGCUGCUGCCUGAGCAGGAGGACGGAGAAGGCCCAGGAGGUGCAGGGGAGCGACCGCUGCGCCUGAACGCCGGAGCGCGCCCGCGGGUGCGCGUGGUGUGUGGCCCGGGCUUGCGGCGUUGUGGCGACCGGCUGUUGGUCACCAAGUGCGGCCGCCUCCGUCACAAGGAGGCCGGCGGCGGCGGCGGCAGUGGCGUCUAUUGGGUGGACUCGCAGCAGAAGCGGUAUGUCCCAGUCAAAGGAGACCAUGUGAUUGGCAUAGUUACCGCUAAAUCUGGAGAUAUAUUCAAAGUUGAUGUUGGAGGGAGUGAGCCAGCUUCUUUAUCUUACUUGGCAUUUGAAGGUGCAACUAAAAGAAACAGACCAAAUGUUCAGAUUGGAGAUCUCAUCUAUGGCCAAUUUGUAGUUGCUAAUAAAGAUAUGGAACCAGAGAUGGUCUGUAUUGACAGCUGUGGACGAGCCAACGGAAUGGGUGUGAUUGGACAAGAUGGUCUGCUUUUUAAAGUGACUUUGGGCUUAGUUAGAAAGCUGCUAGCUCCAGACUGUGAAAUCCUGCAAGAAGUGGGAAAACUCUACCCACUUGAGAUAGUAUUUGGAAUGAAUGGAAGAAUAUGGGUUAAAGCAAAAACCAUUCAGCAAACUUUGAUUUUGGCAAAUGUUUUAGAAGCUUGUGAACACAUGACAGCAGAUCAAAGAAAACAGAUCUUCUCCAGAUUGGCAGAAAGUUGAUCUAUGUGGAUCAGCUGAGCCAAGAGACUAUGGGUUUCUUGGGGGAAACGUUUCUCAGAUGGACUUUUCCCCAUUAAAUCUUCAAAAGACAAGAUGUGACUGUACAUAUUGUCUCGUUAGAGUGCUAAAUAAAAUAUUUUUAUAAAGUUUCUGGUUGCCACCCAUGUUCUUGUGGGUGAAAGAAAGCAGUGUAAAAAUAAUGAUGUAGUUUUCUGUUUUUUACAAUAAAGUUUACUAAUUUACUA